UCACUUUCUAUGUAUGGGCAUGUCGACUUUCAAGAAUCACUUGUUGACUGUUAUCUUGUGAUUUGUGCAUUUUCUUUUUAUCUUUCAGGGAUUUUUUGGACCGCAAACGUUUUGAAAUAUGUUUGCCAUCGUCCUUCCUUGUCUACUGCUUGCCCUCUCUAUUUCCUUGUCAACCGAGACCUACAUAAUGUAUCCUGUGCACAGCCCAAUCCACUCGAAACUCAUCACGAACCAGAGUAUGAUGUAUGGAUGCACUAAGCGUGAUCCAACUGCAAAGGUAACUCUCCAUCCAAAACACCUCACAUGUCGACAACCAAUGACAGUCUCAAUACAGUUCACUCCCAUAGUCGAUAUUCCCGUGUUCUCUUGUUAUGGAGAAAUGUACCUCAACGGCAUAUUGCUUGCAAGGAUGCACCCAACGGACAUUUGUGCAAAGAAAUGGAUAAAAUGCCCAAUGCUUAAAGGAAAACUCCAACACCAAAGUAUAAGUAUAAUUCUUCCUUGUUGGUCUUUUAAGGGUCACUAUCUGUUCAAAGGAUACUGUACCAACUUUGAUGGUUCCAUGUUGGGAUGUGGCCAGUACAGUCUCACCUUCCAUGGCUUUGGAUUGUAAUAUAAUUAUAGUCGUCAAAACAGUAAAAGAAAGGCUAAAGAUCAAAUCGAUCAUAAUCCUUAUUUCUGACUCCAAAUUGUGACAACAUGUUAACCAAUUAUAUAUUCUCAAGUGAUUUGAAUUGUUUAGUUCCUUAUAUGGAUGGAUCAAUAAUAAAUCGUUAUAAGUUGUCAUUGGCUAUGCUCUAAAACAUCCUGCAUUAAAUAUCUGUAUAUUGUCACUUUAUGGUGAAUGCUUGCUGUUGUGAUCGAAUGUUUACGAAAGUAUUUAAUUUCUGCGCAUGUGCAAUAAAGUGUUUAGUGGAAAGCAAACCGUAAAGAGCAAAACCAUCCCAAAGCCUUCUUUGUGUUAGCAAAACUAUGCAUUUAUAAUGAUGCGUAGCCUAAAUAAAAUAAUAAAAUGACAUUAAAUCAGUACAGUGCUAAGAAA
Molecule: messenger RNA, 1042 nt
Organism: Exaiptasia diaphana
Lineage: Eukaryota; Metazoa; Cnidaria; Anthozoa; Actiniaria; Aiptasiidae
Exons: 5
Coding region: 119-613 (164 amino acids)
Source: RefSeq, a predicted model, not a curated record